CAGGCAAUAUUUGUCCUGAUUAACCACCUAAUCUAUCUAGAUUCUUGCCUAAGCCUAGACUGUCUCUAAAUCUAGAUCUAGAUUUUUCUAGUUCAUAUUUAGAUCUAGACAAUAUAACGUUUAUAUUUCACGUGUAUUGAUGUACAAGUACUAACUGUCACUACUACGGUAAUAAUUCAGUUAAAAAGAUGGAUCACACACCAUUCAAACAUAAAAGAACGACACUGGAAAGGGCCGAAAAGUUUAUUUCAACAAUUUAUUUUACAGAUGUUAACCUGAGAGGAAGGUUAUAUACAGAGCGUACUUCUCUAGCGUCUAUAAAACAUUAUGCAGCACCUGAUAGAAUUACAUUCCAACAAGCUAUGGAAGGGAAUUUCCAACAAGCAAACAUUGGCCAGUCUUUUGGACCUGUUUGGAGCACACACUGGUUUGAACUUAAACUCAACAUCCCAGCAUCAUGGAAAGAAAAGGAAGUUCACCUUCUUUGGAACUCUGGGACAGAAGCUUUGGUUUGGGUGAAUGGUGAACCCCAACAGGGUCUGAGCGCAGACAAUGACAGAAUCAGUUACAUAAUUUCCCAUAAACUAGAUUCUUCUGAGUUACAUAAAACAAUCUACAUUGAGAUGGCUUGCAAUCAUUUGUUUGGCAUUGGUAACAGUGCACUGGUGAAACCAGAAGACGAUUUAAAGACUUUCACGCUAUGCCAGGCUGAAGUGGCUUUGUUUGAUAGAGAUGUGUUCAACCUCAUUCUAGAUGUGGAGACACUACACGAUAUCGCCAAGGAACUGCCUGAUGAAGAUCAACGAGGCUAUCAAGCUUUAUACACUGUUAAUGACAUGAUCAACCAUCUGAAUGUAGCUGACAAAAGUACUUUUAGAAAAGCUCAAGAAAUAGCUCAACAUUUCUUCAGCCAGAGAAAUGGACAAAGUCAACACACUGUGUAUGCCAUGGGUCAUGCUCAUAUUGACACAGCCUGGCUUUGGCCUUAUGCUGAAACUAUCAGGAAAUGUGCAAGGUCAUGGUCGUGUACCUUGCGUCUGAUGGAAAAGUAUCCAGACUUUAAAUUUACAUGUUCUCAGGCUCAGCAGUAUUCCUGGGUAAAAGACAAUUAUCCCAGCAUCUGGAAAGACAUUUGUCAUUACGUGCAUAAGGGUCAGUUUAUUCCUGUUGGUGGUACCUGGGUGGAGAUGGAUGGAAAUAUCCCUAGUGGAGAAGCUUGCAUUCGUCAAUUUCUUUAUGGCCAGCAGUUUUUCAAACAAGAAUUCGAUGUGGUCUGCAAAGAGUUUUGGCUUCCAGACACCUUUGGUUAUUCAGCUCAGUUCCCACAAAUCAUGCGUCACUGUGGAGUCAGCAGGUUCCUCACUCAGAAGCUAAGUUGGAGUCUUGUUAAUAAAUUUCCUCAUCACACAUUUCACUGGGAAGGACUUGAUGGCUCCUCCAUACUAGCUCACUUUCCCCCAGGUGACAGCUACCACAUGACAGGGAAAGUCAAUGAGCUGCUAAAAACAGUCAGAAACUUCAAGGACAAGGGGAGGUCCAACCGUUCAGCUUUUCUCUUUGGAUAUGGUGAUGGAGGUCAUGGGCCAAGUGAGGACAUGCUGGGUAGACUGGCCAGACUUUCAGACUGUGAUGGCUUGCCUAAGGUAAAACUGUCUGGAUCAGAUGAAUUUUUUUCUUCCAUUGAACAAGAAAACCAGAACAUGCUGUGCAAGUGGAGGGGGGAACUUUAUCUAGAGCUACAUAAUGGAACAUACACAACAUGGGCCAAGGUGAAGAAGUACAAUCGUCAGUGUGAAAUCUUGCUACAAGAACUGGAGACUGUAUGUACUUUGGCAAGGGUGACAACUCCAGAUUUCACUUAUCCCAAAGAAGAGAUUGAAAGACUGUGGAAACUGCUGUUGUUAAAUCAGUUCCAUGAUGUUCUACCUGGCAGCUCCAUAAAUCUGGUUUUUCUUGAUGCUAUAAAGUAUUAUGAAGACAUAGAGAAGACAUCAACCAGUCUUAUGAAGAAGGCCUUGAAAGCCUGCAUAAAGUCAAAUGUAAAAGACGAUUCUCAAACUGGAAAUCAAGUUGAAGUCUAUGUUGUCAACACCCAAGCUUACUCCAGGCAGGAAGUGAUGAAUAUACCUCCAGCCAAACUGACCUCUCCUAUAAUGAAGAAGAGGAGAGUCUCAGCCAACAGUAUAGACAUUUAUGCAGAUGGGGUUCAACUUGUGCAAGUUUCAAUCCCUGGCUUGUGUGUUUUGCCAUUAAGUCAAUGUAUUGUUAAAGAUGAGAUUAAGGGAGACAAUAAGCUCCAACUACUGAAAGAGGAUGACCAUUACAUUUUGAGCAAUGAAUAUGUUAAGGCUGUCAUUGACCCGUUGGGUCGUGUUACCUCAUUAACUUGUUACAAUAAACAGACUGGCAGGUGGUCUAAAGAAACUAUUGACCAUCAGCACCCAGCCAAUCAGUUCCUACUGUAUGAUGAUGUGCCUCUCUACUGGGAUGCAUGGGAUGUGAUGGACUAUCAUUUAGAAACCAGAAAACCCUUAUUGACUCCUAUUCAGAGGGUUAUUAAAGGUGAACAUUCCAGUUCACUCAGGAUUUCUUUAGAGACCAGUCUAAAGAUAAGUGACCAAAGUUAUCUGAGACAAGAAAUAGUCCUGGAUGCUGAUACUCCCUACUUGGUGUUUAACACAGAGGUCACCUGGCAUGAGAAUCGCAAGUUUCUUAAAGUUGAAUUCCCAACAACAAUUCAUGCAAAUGAGGCAACGUUUGACAUUCAGAGUGGGCACCUGAAGCGUCCAAACCAUUACAAUACUUCCUGGGACUCUGCAAAGUUUGAGGUUUGUGGUCACAAGUGGGUAGACUUGUCAGAGUAUGGCCUUGGUGUUAGUAUUCUAAACAACUGCAAGUAUGGUCAUUCAGUGAUAGAUGGCAUCAUUAGGUUAUCUCUACUUAGAUCUCCAAAAUCGCCAGAUCCAAAGGCAGACAUGGGAGUGCACACAUUUUCUUAUGCACUCAUGCCACACUGGGGGAAUUUCCAAGAAGCAGACGUGAUUCAAAAUGCCAUAAGUUUCAACUGUCCUUUACAACUUAUCAGUGCUCCAUCCGCACAGCUUAGCAAUAUUGUUAGUCAGGGAUUGUUUACAUUAGAUACCAAGCAAGUCGUAAUUCAAGCCAUCAAAAUCGCUGAAGACUGUAGUUCCACUGUUAUCCUACGUCUUCAUGAAGCUUACGGUGGUAGUACCCAAGUUAAGAUAACCUCACCUAUUGACCUCCAUGAAGUGCAUGCUUGCAACGGGCUGGAGGACUCACUACAGGAUAUAGACAGGGAAGUGGUCAUUGCAUUCCAGAACCUGGACAGUGGCUGUCAAUUCUCAUUUGAUGUCCUGCCAUUCCAGAUUAUAAGUCUUAGGUGUUCACUAGCUCAUUGUUAAAUAUCUCUUCAAUGCACUUUCAUAAUUCAGCAGGGUAGAGUUUUUAUAUGACAUAACUCAGACUUGAAUGUAAUUUAUGAAUAAGCAAUAACAUGACACUGUUUCACCUUUAAUUGCAACUUCAUUUGUUUAUGAUGUUGCAAGUUGCACUAUCACCUGUUGAGAUUAUUUAUCUAGAGGUUUUUAUUUUAUUUUUUGUUAUUGUUAUGCAGCAUUUUUUUUCCUCUUCUAAAUAAACUAAUAAAGGUAAUGAUUCAAUUAAUAUUUCAUUGUGAUUCUUAAUUAUAUUAUCAUUCACAUAUUAUGUAAGCAGAAAGUCAAUCUUGACUGGCCAGAGAUAAUAAUUUUGGCUGAUGGGCUGCUGCUCAAGCUCCCUUUGGGGCAUCUUAGAAUUCUGAGGAAAAAUGACUGUCAGUGGGUGAGCAUUAGUAAUCUUUGAUACUGUGUCACUUUGAGUCUCAAGAGAAGUUCUUUUCCCUUUUAAACUUCUCAUGUGAUUAAGGAGGCCAAUCUCUGAUACACAUGCAGUUUAAGAGUUUGGCAUUUAUGAUCACCGGACGCUGCAUUUUCAGCCUUUUACCUACUUCUGGUGUGUUCAGCAUUUCAAUCCAGGCCUCUCUUUAAUGCAUGUUGUUCUAUCCUGUGCUCCCAACUGUUGAUGUCAAUAUUAAACAUGUUUCAAGUCACACACAUAUCAGUGGAUCUUUUGGCUGACAGCCAUACAAUAUGUAUGUGGAAGUUGGCCCUGUGGCAUUAAGUGUACAUGUCCAAGCCAGCCCAAGGCAUCUACUGCUAAUAACAGUGAUGAUGCUCUUUGCAAGACUUCCUCAUUCCUCUCUGAUUUCUAUUGACAGAGAUACACUUUUGGUAACUUGCAUUCCUAUAACUAUUUGUUUCUUUUUUUGUCUUUUUUCGCAAUCUCUUCUUUGCUUAUUUUAACCUUUUUUUUUUUUUUACUUAUUUAGUAUUAGUGAAAGAUGAAUUCUAAUGAAUAAUACAUUUUAUUUUAAUGAUAGAUUUUUAAUAAAAUUAAUUGCAACGACUAAAUAAUGUGAUACUAGUAUUUUUCACAAAACAAUGCAUAAUUGUUGAUGGAAGCUGUUUUUAAAACUUAUUUUAUUUCUUUUGUUUCAACCUUCAUUACAGAACAUCUACUGAAAACAAUGAAAUGUGUGACAUUUUUUUUAUGGAUACAAAGUGUGGAAAAGUGUUGUUUAAAGAAUAUCAAUGUAUUUAGUAAGGAAAGUUUGAGAAAGGAACAGUUUAUACUGGUUUUUAAAUAUAACAUGUUCUCAAAUAAAUAUCUGUUGUGUAGCAUAUAUACAUACAUUAAAAAAAUGAUAAUAAUAAAGCUAAGCAAAAUAUUUCCCAUAAUCUUUUGGAAGAUUUUUAAGUAGUUUAAAAUAACUUAUUGCCAAAAUAACUUGAUUUCAUACUUGAUAGACCAUUGCAUUGCCAGUGAUCUAGUGGGCCUUCUCUACUUGCCAGAAUAACCAACCAGACCAAAGUGUAUUGGUUUGAGGCACUCUCCAUUUUGUCAACAUUAAUUACAUAUCUACUGUCAAUUCAUGUCUGGCAUUCACAUGCAUAUUGUUUGUUUUUUUUAUUUUGUACAACUAAACAGUGGUUAUAUGGUAGUUUAACCUUUAAAAAAAAAGGUUUACAUGUGGGAGCGUAAAAUAAGCUGAUUUAUGUGAGCCAACUAUCACUGAAUGAAUGAUUUAGACAAACUUCUUUAUUUUAUUGAUAAAAAAACAGUUUAACAUCUGAACCAGUUUACAAUGUUUUUAAUACCCAAAAUAUUUAAUACAAUGAUGAAUAAAUUGACAAUUUUCCACAGAAAUUUCAGACAAAUCCAAAGUGGAUUAUAAUAAUCAUUAAAUAGUUUUGCAUAAAUUAACAAUCUCAACCGUUAAAAAUUUUUCUGCCUUCAUAAUAAACUAAAUAAAAAGUAAAUUUCCAACCUCAUCAAAUAUGUUUUAAUGAUUACAAUGUUGACAUCACUUUCUUUUAAAAUUUCUCACACAAUGACAUUGUUUCUCCUGCAUUAAUGAACUAUAUGACUUUUAAGAAUAUUUGGGAGGUUUAUUUGUUCUAAAAAUGUCAAGGUACAAGAAUAAGGAUGAAACUUAGAGCGUAAAAAACUUUUUUUUUCCAAUGACCAGUUAAGAAUGGGCAUAAAUAUGAGAUUUCCCAACUAAUGGCUGCUUCUGGAAGUACUACAAUUUACAAAGUUUUAAAAGAGAUUUUUAUGACAUUUCUAAAAAUGAAGAGACAUUCUCUUGGUGCUUUAAUAUAAAGCUAAAUAUCAUUUUAUAACUAAUAGUCAAGAUCUCCAAUAGUAUUACAUUGAACAAAUAUUAGAUUUGAAAUAUCAUGUACUAAAACUCCUCACCUAUCAUACAACAAUUAAAUGCCACCAAAACUAAUGAAUGCCAAAUUUACAAAUACUACCAUAAAUGCCUUGUUUAAUUAUGAUGUUGGCUUUUCUGGGAGCUCUAAUGUGGGCCAGGAAAAUGCUUCUGCUUUCUUAAGUUCUAUUUCAAGUUUUGUUCCCAGUAAUUUGACAAUACUGCAACUUGGAUCAAUAGCCUGUGAAUGAUUAACAAUUAGUUUUGUUAAAUUUUUAAAAAAUGGCAGAUUCAAACUAAUUCUCUAACCCACCCCACCUCCCCAAGACAAAAUAUCAGAUAACUUUAUACAUUUGUCAACUGUUAGCCCAAAAGUAUAAAAAAAAAAAAAUAA
This is a messenger RNA of Biomphalaria glabrata, 6167 nucleotides long. Its product is annotated as alpha-mannosidase 2C1-like. The record is from RefSeq and is a predicted model, not a curated record. Gene Ontology annotation, biological process: mannose metabolic process; oligosaccharide catabolic process. Lineage: Eukaryota; Metazoa; Mollusca; Gastropoda; Planorbidae. The coding region runs from base 189 to 3422 and encodes 1077 amino acids. Gene Ontology annotation, molecular function: alpha-mannosidase activity; carbohydrate binding. The transcript has 30 exons.